Messenger RNA from Penicillium diatomitis, 1431 nucleotides. RefSeq names its product trehalose-6-phosphate synthase. The coding region runs from base 1 to 1431 and encodes 476 amino acids. The record is from RefSeq and is a predicted model, not a curated record. Gene Ontology annotation, cellular component: alpha,alpha-trehalose-phosphate synthase complex (UDP-forming); cytosol. Gene Ontology annotation, biological process: cellular response to heat; trehalose biosynthetic process. Gene Ontology annotation, molecular function: catalytic activity. The transcript is spliced from 5 exons. Lineage: Eukaryota; Fungi; Ascomycota; Eurotiomycetes; Eurotiales; Aspergillaceae.
AUGGGGUCUGUUAAUUCCUCUGGCGAGCCCAGAUUGGUCAUUGCUUCGAAUCGCCUGCCCCUGUCGGUCAAAAAGACCGAUGGAAAAUAUGAUGUCACCCCAUCGAGCGGCGGCCUGGUGAGCGCACUGAGAGGUCUGAAAACCGCGAAGUUCCUGUGGCUAGGUUGGCCUGGAUUGGCCGUUGAUCCAAGUCACAGAGACAGAGUCGACGAGCAAUUAGCCAAAGAACAUGCAGCUGCUGUAUACCUUGAUGAAGACCUUGCCAAAGAUCACUACAAUGGCUUUUCCAAUGCAAUCUUAUGGCCAAUUCUUCACUAUCAAGCUGGGAAAUCAAUGACCCCGACUGUGUGGGAAGCCUACAGGCGCGUGAACGAGAUCUUUGCAGAAAGUGUCAGCAAUGAGGCGCGAGAUGGCGAUCUGAUAUGGGUGCAUGAUUAUCAUCUUUUUCUCCUGCCGCAGAUGCUGCGCGAUCGCUUAAAGGCUCAGGGAAAACGAUGUCCCAUCGGGUUCUUCCUCCAUACUCCCUUUCCAGCGGAUGAUUACUGGCGAGGACUGCCGUUUGAGGAGGACUUGCUUCAGGGAGUGCUUGGCAGCGACGUCAUUGGGUUUCACACCGACGAAUACAAGAAGAACUUUGUCGCUUCUUGUGAUGUGUUGCUCGGAUCCGUUCAAGUGACCAAUGACCAUCUCCGCUAUAAGGACCGUAUGAUAAAGACAGGGAGAUACAUUGCAGGCAUCGACGUUGGGAGAUUUACAAGAACGCUCGAAGAUAGAAAGGUUCAGGCUAGAAUCAAAGAGCUCGAGUCACUUUACAAAGGCAAGAAAGUGAUCAUUGGAGUCGACCGCCUGGACUAUACCAAGGGGUUGACAGAGAAGAUGGAAGGGUAUCGAAUUUUCCUGGAUGAACAUCCAGAGCUACGCGAUAAAGUGAUAUUGGUACAAAUCGCUAUUCCCAGUCGGGAAGACGUCAAAGAAUACCAAGAUCUAGAAGGCGAGGUGAGCAAGUCUGUGGGCCAGAUCAUUGGAAAACACGCUACGCCCCAUUCCACACCCCUUCUCUAUAUUCACCGCUCCGUCUCGUUUGAAGAUCUGACGGCUCUCUAUGCGAUUUCUGACGUGUGUUUUCUUACAUCCCGCCGAGACGGACUCAAUCUGGUGGCCUCGGAAUAUGUCGCAUGCCAAGACAGGAGGCACGGUGUUCUGGUGUUAUCAAAGUUCACCGGUGCAGCAAGCUUUUUAAGCCACGGGAGCGUUUUGUGCAAUCCAUCAAGUGCCGAAGGUCUUUCAGAGUCGCUCUACCAAGCGAUUACAAUGGAUGAAGAAGAUCGCAAAAACAGACAUAAUGCUCUAAGAGACUUUGUUACCACACACUCAAGUGAGAAAUGGACAAAGAGCUUCUUGGAUGAUCUUGAAAAGUAUCGUGUGCAAUGA